AUGGCAGUAGUUCUGGAGGAUGACAGGUUUAUCAAUCUGCUUUUCGAUCAUGGCGCAGACGUCAAUCUCGCUACUGAUCCUUGGGGAAAUGACGACGACGAUGAGGAUACUCCUGGCAAUUUCAUCACCGCACUGCAGUGUGCGGUAGAGGAGGGAUCUAAUGAGAGAGUUCAAAACUUGCUUCAAAGAGGCGCUCAUCUUUCAGUGACCAUUGAAAACGCAAUGUUCUGCUCCGCACUACAAGCUGCAUCAUUUGUUGGUGAUGUGGAUAAAAUUCGUAUCUUAAUCGACGCGGGGAGUGAUGUUAAUCAGGUCGGUGGUUUAUAUGGCACAAGCCUACAGGCCGCUGCAUCCCAAGGAAACCAGGAAGCCUUCGAGAUGUUGAUUGAAGCUGGUGGUGAUAUCCAUGCAUGUGAAGUUGGCAAAUAUGGUAGUGCAUUGAUGGCAGCGAUUAAAGGUGGCUACGAUGAAGUUAUCCGUGUCCUAGUCAACCGAGGAAUUGACGUCAAUUGCCCUGUUGGGCCACCCUUUCAAUAUCCGCUCACGGCAGCUGCCACUCAUGAUCGGGACAGCACUAUCCAGAUUUUGCUUAAUGCUGGCUCCAACGUGAAUAGCCAAGGGGGUCUCUAUGCCACUGCUCUACAAGCAGCUGCUGCUAAAGGCCAUGAUGAAAUUGUUCGUCUGUUGCUUGAGCAUGGAGCGGACCCUAAUAUUGUUGGUGGCAGGUUCGGCACCGCGCUACAGGCUGCGUAUGGAAAGGGAUACUAUCUUGUCAUAUUUGAUCUCCUGAACGCUGGCGCAUCAGUUCACCUUGAGGGUGGACAUUAUGGAACGGCUUUGGGCGCUGCGCUUGGAAAUUCUUGUUCAACCUUGGUUUCAAACCUCCUUCGACAUCAAGGUGCUGAUCCAAAUGCCCCAGUUCGAAAGUAUGGGACACCACUUCAACAAUGCCUAAGGUUUAGAACAGAUGAUUCCGUUUUCGAAAUCUUGCUUGAUGUGGGAGCAGAUGUGAAUGCACAAGGUGGAAUUUAUGGUAAUGCGCUCAUAUGCGCGAUUUUGCAUGAAGAGGAUGCAGUCUCGGCGUUGUUGGAUGCUGGUGCCGACGUCAACCUGGAAGGAAACGUGGUAUAUCCUACCGCAGUUCAUGCAGCAGCAGAAUGGGGGCGGUUGUCGACUCUUCGACUCUUAGUAAAAAAGGGGGCUGACCUAAAAAGGUCGAAUGGAUUAUCUGGCUCACCCGUGGAAUACGCUUCAUCCACCCGCAAUAAUUUCUCGGUAUUUUCCUACCUACUCAGGCGAGGGGCAUCAAUCGAGCCUACUGGUAAAGAAAAGCACCACAACGCACUGCAGGCCGCUAGUCUCAGUGGAAAUAAGGCGAUCGUGAAGGCUCUUCUUCGUCGCGGGUUUGACAUCAACACGACCGGUGGAAAGUUCGGCACGGCAUUGACAGCUGCUAUUGUGUCAGGCAAUCUUGAUAUUGCAAGAUUCCUUCUGAAGAAAGGAAUUAAUCCCAAUGCUCCAGGUGGUAUAUAUUCUGGUGCAUUACAGGCGGCAGCUGCCAGUGGAUCCAUUGGUGGCGUUCGCCUUCUACUCAGAUAUGGUGCCAAUAUCCACAUAACUGGGGGGAAAUACUUCACGGUUUUACAGGCGGCUGCCGUGUCUGAAAACUCUGAAGUGCUUGUACUUCUUCUUGAACAAGGCGCUGAGGUGAAUUCUGUUGGUGGAUACUGUCACUCUGCCCUGCAUGCAGCCGCAUUGUAUGGCCGAGCCGUGUCCUGUGAGCUCCUGAUGAAGAAAGGGGCACACUGGAGUCUAGUGGACCGGAAGUCUAGUCAUUUGGCUGAGUGGAGACUGGAUCAUGCUUGCGAGAUUCUACAAAACUGCCGGGAGCGACAAGAGCGCGGUUGGCCGAAGGAAGAUUCGGAAGGUGAGGACUCAGAUGUGGAAGGCGAUGAAAUCGAUGAAGAUGAGGACGUGGACGAUAGUGAUGAAGAUGAGGAUGAGGAAGAUAGUGAUGAGGAGCAGGAAAAGGAAGAUGCCGGUGAUGACGAUGACGAUGACGAUGAUGACGAUAAUGCAUGGAAGGCAAAUGUGGAGGAUAUUCCUAUGUUCGAUCUCCCUUAUCGCCCCAUUGCAAGUUCUUAG
Penicillium concentricum is the source of this 2145-nucleotide messenger RNA. Its product is annotated as ankyrin repeat domain-containing protein. The record is from RefSeq and is a predicted model, not a curated record. NCBI's taxonomy places the organism in Eukaryota, Fungi, Ascomycota, Eurotiomycetes, Eurotiales, Aspergillaceae. The transcript has a single exon. Gene Ontology annotation, molecular function: protein binding. Bases 1 to 2145 code for a protein of 714 amino acids.